This is a messenger RNA of Knipowitschia caucasica, 459 nucleotides long. Lineage: Eukaryota; Metazoa; Chordata; Actinopteri; Gobiiformes; Gobiidae. The record is from the annotation of a GenBank genome assembly.
AUGACGUUUACAGUUAGGCUUUCAAGAAAACAAAGAUUCCCUUUCUUUCUCCACCAAACCAUGUCCAGAGCUCAGCGUGGACUCUGCUUUCACUCCGAGCCUCCGUCACCACCUCUACCACCGCUGCCUUCUCCCUGCUCCAUCUCAGCCUGCCCGCCGCUCCAGACCACACACACAUACACACUAAACAUGGCAGAUCUCCAGGCACAGUUCGAGAGCGCCGCCGCAGACGUGAAGAACCUGAAGGCCAAACCCGCGGACGAGGAGAUGCUCCGGGUCUACUCUCUGUUCAAGCAGGCCUCAGUGGGAGACGUCAACACAGCUCGCCCCGGAAUGUUGGACUUCACCGGGAAAGCCAAGUGGGACGCCUGGGAGAAGCAGAAAGGCAAGAGCAAGGACGACGCCAUGAAGGAGUACGUGGACCUGGUGAACGAACUCAAGACCAAGUACGGCUUCUGA